AUGCGCGUUUUCUGUGCUCUAGCUGGCUUGAUCGCCCUCGCUCAGACACUCUGUGUUCAUGCUGCUGCAACUCCCGCCAAGAGGGCGACGGUCUGUAACGGCCAUGCAGAGCUUUGCGAUCGCAGUUACGGGAAUAUCACCUUCAUCGGUGCGCACGACUCGUACGCAACCAGCUCGGACCCGCUGGCACUGGCAAGAGAUCAGGAAGUCUCUAUUUCCAGUCAGCUGGGUCUCGGUGUGCGAAUGCUUCAGGCACAGUCACAUAUGGAGAAUGGGGUGCUUCAUUUCUGCCAUACCAGCUGUGCACUCUUCGAUGGAGGCACAGUCGCUUCCUAUCUCGCAACCGUCGCCUCAUUUCUCUCUGCCAACCCGACCGAAGUUCUUACCCUCCUUUUGACGAACCCCGAAUCGGUAUCGCUCACGGACGUCUGGGCUCCUCUUUUUGAAGCCGCUGGCCUAUCUUCCCAAGCAUACGUCCCCUCUACAACACCGUUAGCGCAAGCAGAUUGGCCGACACUGGGAGAGCUAAUCGAUGCUGGGACGAGGUUGGUCGUGUUCAUGGAUUACGGCGCUGAGACAGGUGGUGUGGAUUAUAUCUUACCAGAGUUUGAGAUGAUCUGGGAACCACCUUACGAUUCGACGGACAACACUUUCCCGUGCUCUGUGGACCGCACAGAAGGACCUCUGGCCACAACGGACCAUAUGUACCUUCUGAACCACUUCCUCGACAUCAACGUACUGGGAACUGGGAUCUUGAUUUCUGACCCCGAAGCUGCGGGGACAACGAACGGUGUAAAUUCGAUCAUAGCGAACGCUAACGGCUGCUCGUCGCUUGGAGGCGGGAGAUGGCCCAGCUUUGUGUUAUUGGACUUUGUGAACCUCGGAGAUGCGUUCAGCGCUGCCGAUGUGAUGAACGGAAUUGCAUGA
Messenger RNA from Stereum hirsutum FP-91666 SS1, 927 nucleotides. Its product is annotated as PLC-like phosphodiesterase. NCBI's taxonomy places the organism in Eukaryota, Fungi, Basidiomycota, Agaricomycetes, Russulales, Stereaceae. The transcript is spliced from 9 exons. Gene Ontology annotation, biological process: lipid metabolic process. Gene Ontology annotation, molecular function: phosphoric diester hydrolase activity. The record is from RefSeq and is a predicted model, not a curated record. The coding region runs from base 1 to 927 and encodes 308 amino acids.